Messenger RNA from Arthroderma uncinatum, 1284 nucleotides. RefSeq lists its product as uncharacterized. Gene Ontology annotation, biological process: biosynthetic process; amino acid metabolic process. The transcript is spliced from 4 exons. The record is from RefSeq and is a predicted model, not a curated record. The coding region runs from base 1 to 1284 and encodes 427 amino acids. Gene Ontology annotation, molecular function: pyridoxal phosphate binding; transaminase activity. Lineage: Eukaryota; Fungi; Ascomycota; Eurotiomycetes; Onygenales; Arthrodermataceae.
AUGAUGUUAGGGAACACCACGAAGCAACCGUCUCCAUCAUCUCGCUCCAGAGUCAAGAUCCCUUCGAAGAUGCCUUUGAUACCCACUUCUACGGAUGCCUGCAACGGCUAUUUCAGACCGGGCACUAUCGACCUGUCCAGGACUGAGAACUUUCUGCUGCGGGAAGAGCUCGCGGAAAUCUGCAAGAGCGUUAAGACGCAGGAUAUCGUUUCUCAGCACCCCUUUUCUUCGUCCGACGACGCUGGCGAUCCACGGUUGUUGGAGAGCCUGGCAAGACUCUUCAACAAUUACUUCAACCCUUGUAUUCCAGUUAGCCGUUCACAUAUAGCUACCGCUCCGGGUGCAGCUGGCUGCCUCGAUGCACUUCUGUAUAAUAUUAGUAGCCCUGGCGACGGGGUGCUCAUCCCCGGCCCACACUGGGGUGACUCUGAUCUCGAUAUGAACUUUUCUCACACCGGCGUGAAGCCGGUUACCGUCAACACGAACAUGUGUGGAACAUCUCAUCAUUUUCUCAAGGCGUUGAACGAAGCAAUCGACAAUGCCCCCUGCCGGAUCAAGGCGCUGGUCAUAAGGAACAUGAGCAGUUCCUUUGGCGAAUGCUACCCGCAAGAGUUCCUGGAAGUUGCCCUUAAAUUCUGCCAGCACAGGCGCAUCCAUUUCAUCUCGGACGAAGUAUAUGCCCUGACAGCGUUUUCUUGUGCUGAAAUCUCCGAUCCUGUCCCCUUUGUCUCGGCGCUGGCUCUGGACUCCCGUGCGGUGGGGUGCGAUCUGUCGAGAAUACACACUAUAUGGAGCAUUAGCACGGAUUUUGGCGCGACUGGCUUUAAAGUGGGCUGUACCGUGUCACAGGGCAACAAAGAGCUUGUUCGCGGGCUUUCUAAUGCCCCAAAUGCAAAAAUCACUCCUGUCUCACACGCCUUUGCAACUUCUCUCCUUUCAAGUCCCAGACUGCCCAUCUUGAUUGCUCUUAACUCUGCUGGUCUCGCUGAGUGCUACAUGCUCAUCACCUCCUUCUUUGUACGGCAUGGCAUCAAGUAUAUCCCCGUGAACGCAGGCUUGAGCAUCUUCGCGCGUUUGGCUCCCAAUGCCAGAUCGCGGGACGACGAGGCGGAGAUGGUACAGGUUUUGAAGAACGCGGGAGUCAUGGUCAGUAAUGCCGGAGGAAGCUUUCACAAGACGUUCAAGGAGAAGGGGUGGGCACGAAUAUCUUUCUCUGUGGAACCGAAUCAGUUGCAUGAAGCAUUAGGGCGCAUCGAGCUUGCCUUGGGACUGGGAUUGAGAUAG